This is a messenger RNA of Anoplophora glabripennis (Asian longhorned beetle), 1138 nucleotides long. Its product is annotated as S-adenosylmethionine mitochondrial carrier protein homolog. Gene Ontology annotation, molecular function: S-adenosyl-L-methionine transmembrane transporter activity. The coding region runs from base 222 to 1082 and encodes 286 amino acids. Gene Ontology annotation, cellular component: mitochondrial inner membrane. NCBI's taxonomy places the organism in Eukaryota, Metazoa, Arthropoda, Insecta, Coleoptera, Cerambycidae. The transcript has 8 exons. Gene Ontology annotation, biological process: transmembrane transport. The record is from RefSeq and is a predicted model, not a curated record.
AUCACAUAACCUUCCAUCUCAUCUGCUCUUAGCAUAACCUCUAUUCAAAUACACGUUGGAAAAAUGUUUUUUUAUUUUUUAAAUUACAAAUGCUAUUUUUAGUUAUUAAUAAACAAACUUUACAUUAUUAUGACAUAAAUAUUUCAAACGAAUUUUAAUGUCUUGUCUUAAUUUAUGAAAUGGAUUUAAUUCAUAAGUUGAUUUGUUAGUUAAAACAUAUUAUGGAACUUGGAACUGCUGAGAGAAAUUUAUAUUUAUCCUCUUUUGUUGGAGGUGGUGUAGCAGGAUUUUUUGUUGAUAUGGUCCUAUUUCCUCUUGAUACAUUAAAGACUAGACUACAAGCUGAGCAGGGUUUUAAAAAAGCAGGAGGAUUCAAAGCAAUUUAUAGGGGAGUAGGGCCUCAAGCCAUAGGAGGUGCCCCACAAGCUGCAUUAUUUUUCGUUACUUAUGAGGGUAUUAAAUAUUACGCUGAACCCGCUGUGCCAACGAGUGCCUUACCAGCUGUUUAUAUGUUUGGAGCAUCGAUAGCAGAAGUAAUGGCCUGUUUAGUUAGAGUUCCAAUGGAAGUGGUCAAACAGAGGAGACAAACUCAACUUGGUAACAAAUCUUCAUUACGGAUAGCCUUAUCAGCCUACAAAUAUGAGGGUAUAAGAAAGGGUUUGUACAGAGGGUUUGGUUCAACGAUAACACGCGAAGUUCCAUUUUCAGUAAUACAAUUUCCUAUUUUAGAGUAUUUAAAAAGUAAUUACAGAAAACGGUUUAAGAAUAACAUACCUCUUGAAUCUUGGGAAGUAGCGAUAUGUGGAUCAAUUGCAGGUGGAUUUUCUGCAGCUGUGACAACACCGUUAGAUGUAGCAAAAACUAGAAUAAUGUUAGCAGAUAGAAAACUAGUUAGAUCUGGUGAAAUAACUGUUCGAAACACCCUAAAAAAUAUAUACAGAAAAGAAGGAAUUAAAGGGGUAUUCGCUGGACUUCUGCCCAGAACCCUUUGGAUAACCUUGGGUGGAUAUAUAUUUUUUGGCAGCUACGACUUUUCCAAAAACUUCUUCAACGACUACGUUCUAGAAGCUAAAUAUAUAUAAUUUAUUUGUACACUUUUAGACCAAUUGUAUUAGUUAAAAAAUAAAUACUACCUAUG